Messenger RNA from Betta splendens (Siamese fighting fish), 994 nucleotides. Its product is annotated as heterogeneous nuclear ribonucleoproteins A1 homolog. The transcript is spliced from 5 exons. Gene Ontology annotation, molecular function: RNA binding. The coding region runs from base 526 to 906 and encodes 126 amino acids. Lineage: Eukaryota; Metazoa; Chordata; Actinopteri; Anabantiformes; Osphronemidae. The record is from RefSeq and is a predicted model, not a curated record.
AGUUUCAUCAGGGCAACUGUCCUAUAUAUUUUUUUUUUUAUCCUGAUAAGUGCAGCAAACACAAUCUGCUUAAUUAAACACAGACAAAAUGUACUUAAAGUUGGAAUAGGAUGAAUUUAAGCCUUGCAACUAUUGUGACUGCAGCAUUUCAUUCACAUGUGCACAGCUAAAACUUAAAUCUGUUAAAAUUAAAACCACACUUGUUGCUGCAUAUCUGCACAUGCAGUAAUGCCACACAUUUGAGACUCUUGUUAUUUAAGCCAAACGGUCAAUAUACUCAGUUCCUUGCCUGGCUUCUAAACAGGUUGAGUAAGUUAUUUUUUUCCUCAUGCUUCCAAUGAAUUUCAUGAAAAAAUCCAGAAUGAGAUUUCCUGGUGUGACGUAAGGAAAACAAAUGCACGUAUAUGUACCUGUACUCACGCCACGGUUCUCUAUUCACCUCUGUUUGCCUCCUGUGAGUUCAUUUCACACACAAGACGUCUGCAAGAACUGCCUCUGUGCUUUACAAAACGAUAUCUACUCAUCAUGGAUGUGAAACCAGCAACUAAAGGAAGAGUGUAUAUCACUCUGCCAAAGGAAUAUAUGGAAAGUUUAAUGAAGCACUAUGACCUGGACCACGGGUUGUUUUUAAGGAAUCUAAACCCCAGUUUAAAUAGGAGAAGCAUACAAGAUUAUUUUGAAACAUGGGGAACCGUCACAGCAUGUGAGAUUACAUUGAACCCAAACCCUGAGAUCCAAAAUGCAGUGGCCUAUUUGAGGUUCUCUUCAGAGGAUGAAGCAGACAGAGCGGAUUCGGCUGGACCUCAUACUAUCGAAAACAUUGAAGUGGAAGUGAAAAGAGUUGUUCAUCUAAAGAUGAAGCAUACAGUUGAUGAGGUGUCCACAGUCCCAGCUGUAACUUCAUAACAAGCAUGUGUUUUUUAUAACCUGCUGUGUAAACUGUGUUCAUAUUAUAUGCUGACCAAUUUGUUAUUGUGUUGAUUUAUCAUAAAAA